UGUGACACGCUAUAUAUACAUCAGCCUACCGGUGGCUUGGUUAUAAGACUUUUUUCGUGCUUUUAUUUUUUAGGCGUGGAGGUGGUUAAGACAAACAGUUUCAAUGGGGUGGUGUGAUAUGUUAUCGCCUUCGUCGUCGUUGAUUCUUCGCCUUAUGGCUAUGUACGUCUUGGCCAGUGCUCAAACGGGCCCCGGGUCCGUCAUACCUAUAGAAGUGGACAAUACCAACUGUGGGAAAACAUACAUGGAGGCUUUGGUUCCUCAAAUAUUUCCAGACUUUGGCAGAGCCAUGAUGAAGGGACCUCAGUGGUCUUUUGUGGUGAAUGACGGGGGGGAGCAAAUCUCUAUGGCUCUUGACCAGGCCAGUGAAAAUGGCUACGAACUGAGAAAAGUGGAUGGCAAGCUGGUGAUCAGAGCCUACUUCACUGCGAAGGGACUUCAGAUCUUUGAGAAGCCCUUGAAAACGCAGUCCCUCUACCUGGCAGAUCUCCAGCUGAAGAAUGACCUUUCGAGCGUGGCGAUUUUAAUCCACGUCGUAAUGAUCUGUGUGCCCGAUCCGGUGGUGUGCAGCAAGACCGAACUGGUCAUCCACAUCCCGAAGUUCACUGGCAGCCUUGUCCGCAUGACUGUCGGAACACGGACCUAUCUGCCCUCCCGGCACUACCCCGAUCUGGAAAUCCAGCAAGGUUUUGAUGAGACUCGGAUUUCAGUCUUGUUCUCGAGCCCCCUGGUGGAGGAGAAGUACUGUGAGGAUGUCCACAAUGCAUCUUCCAGGCAGAAUGCCUUGCCAGAAACUAAGAUGACUUUUGAUGUGAGGGGAGCAGAGUUCUCUAUGACUAUUGAACCUGUCUGCCAGUGCAACAUGGUGCCGCUGUGCAAGGAUGGCUACAUGGAUGUAGACGUAUCGGCGGGAUCCACCGUUCCUGUGCUGAACCUGUCCACUGUCCAGCUGAGGGAUCCCUCCUGCAGGCCGGCCGGUGUGUCUGCAGGGGGCCUCCAGUAUCGCAUCCCCCUGGACAGCUGUGGGACCACAGUCAAGAUGCUGAAUGGCCAACUCGUUUAUGAAAAUGAGAUUGUUGCUGUGAAGAGAAUUCAAGGGGGAAUCACAAGAGAUGCUGAAUUCAGGUUGACAGUGGUGUGCUACUUCAAUGGCAGUGCUGAUCCCUUGCUAACUGUCCAGAUGAAUACCAAAGCCCCACCUCCUCCUGUUCUGGAGCAGGGAGAGAUUCAGGUGGUGCUUCUUGCCUAUCCAGAUGUUCAGUACAGCAGGCCCUAUGGCACCCGGGACUACCCCAUCCUGAAAUACCUGCAGGAGCCAGUGUACCUGGAGGUGCAGGUGCUCAACAGACAGGACCCCAACAUCAAGCUGGCUCUGAAUGACUGCUGGGCUACUGCGUCCCCUGAUCCCAGCACUGCUCCUCGCUGGGACAUCAUUGUGGAUGGCUGUGAGUAUGAGGAGGACAACUACAAGACUGUGCAGCACCCCAUGUCUCGCUUCCCGACUGUCCAGUUCCUAAACCACUACAGGAGGUUUGAGGUGAAGAUGUUCACCUUUGUCUCCGAGGGCAACCAGCUGACGGACUCGGUGUACUUCCACUGCAGCACCUUGAUCUGUGCCUCCCAGAGGCCGGACUCUGCCUUGUGCUCCAGGAGCUGCCCCAGUGGAUUUCAAGGGAGGAGGAGACGAGGUCUGAGGGAUCAGUCCUCCCCCUUUGUGAGUGAGGUGUUAAUGAGCUUGCCAGGACCAGUAACUGUUCAGAAUGCUCUCCACUGAACUGGUUUGAAACUUAACACCCCUGCCUAUUGGACUUGCAGAAGUUAAGACUUAUUGCCACUGUAAUCUUGGUGCAGCAAUAAAGGUUGUUUUGCAAACUGA
Molecule: messenger RNA, 1876 nt
Organism: Lepisosteus oculatus (spotted gar)
Lineage: Eukaryota; Metazoa; Chordata; Actinopteri; Semionotiformes; Lepisosteidae
Product: zona pellucida sperm-binding protein 2-like
Biological process (GO): binding of sperm to zona pellucida; prevention of polyspermy
Cellular component (GO): egg coat
Molecular function (GO): structural constituent of egg coat; acrosin binding
Source: RefSeq, a predicted model, not a curated record